Messenger RNA from Knipowitschia caucasica, 1491 nucleotides. The record is from the annotation of a GenBank genome assembly. NCBI's taxonomy places the organism in Eukaryota, Metazoa, Chordata, Actinopteri, Gobiiformes, Gobiidae.
AUGGAUCUGGAUAGGUCCGGGUGCGUCUGGAUAGAGGAAGAACCAGCGGGACCUUCGCACCGACAGAGGAGCAGCAUGGCGAUGCCGGGCCCCUGCCCCAACAUGAGCAGCCACACCAAGGAGAGAGUCAACAUGGCCAAGGUCACGCUGGAAAACUUCUACAGCAACCUGAUCGCCCAGCACGAGGAGAGGGAGAUGAGGCAGCUGAAGUUGGAGAAGGUGAUGGAUCAGGAGGGUCUGGCCGAUGAGGAGCAGAAACGUAUGCGCCGCUCUCAGCACGCUCGUAAAGAGACAGAGUUCCUCCGUCUCAAACGAACACGUCUCGGUCUGGAGGAUUUCGAGUCUCUCAAAGUCAUCGGCCGCGGAGCCUUCGGGGAGGUUCGUUUGGUGCAGAAGAAGGACACGGGACACGUCUACGCCAUGAAGAUCCUCAGGAAGGCAGACAUGCUGGAGAAGGAGCAGUUGGGACAUAUCCGAGCAGAGAGGGACAUCCUGGUGGAGGCCGACAGUCUGUGGGUGGUGAAGAUGUUCUACAGUUUCCAGGACAAGAUGAACCUUUACCUCAUCAUGGAGUUUCUACCAGGAGGCGACAUGAUGACGCUGCUGAUGAAGAUGGACACUCUGAGUGAGGAGGCCACACAGUUCUACAUCGCAGAGACCGUCCUCGCCAUCGACUCCAUCCACCAACUGGGCUUCAUCCACAGAGACAUCAAACCAGACAACCUGCUGCUGGACUCCAGGGGUCACGUGAAGCUGUCGGACUUCGGUCUCUGCACCGGACUGAAGAGAGCUCAUCGAACCGAGUUCUACAAGAACCUGAACCACAGCCUGCCCAGCGACCUCAGCAAGCAGACUCAGAACAUGAACUCCAAAAGGAAAGCAGAGACCUGGAAGAGGAACCGCAGACAACUGGCCUUCUCCACUGUGGGGACCCCAGACUACAUCGCCCCAGAGGUCUUCAUGCAGAACGGGUACAACAAGCUCUGUGACUGGUGGAGCCUGGGGGUCAUCAUGUACGAGAUGCUCAUAGGUUACCCUCCCUUCUGCUCGGAGACGCCUCAGGAGACCUACAGGAAGGUGAUGAACUGGAGAGAAACCCUGACCUUUCCCCCUGAAGUACCCAUCUCUGAGAAGUCCAAAGAACUGAUCCUCCGAUUCUGCUGUGAGGAGGAGCACCGAGUCGGAGCAGUUGGAGUCGACGAGAUAAAGACCAACGCCUUCUUCGAGGGCGUGGACUACGACCACAUCAGAGAGCGUCCAGCUGCCAUCCCCAUCGAGAUCAAGAGCAUCGACGACACCUCACACUUCGAUGAGUUCCCAGACUCUGACAUCCUCCAUCCAGGUGAGAGACCAGCCACGUCUGUGUCGAACCAGACGGAGACGGAGCUGAAGAACAAGGACUGGGUCUUCAUCAACUACACGUACAAACGCUUUGAGGGUCUGACGGCCAGAGGAGCCAUCCCCUCCUACAUGAAGUCCAGCAAGAGAUGA